Thunnus maccoyii (southern bluefin tuna) is the source of this 3927-nucleotide messenger RNA. RefSeq names its product D4, zinc and double PHD fingers, family 3 (gene dpf3). Lineage: Eukaryota; Metazoa; Chordata; Actinopteri; Scombriformes; Scombridae. Gene Ontology annotation, cellular component: nBAF complex; nucleus. Gene Ontology annotation, biological process: nervous system development. Bases 87 to 1262 code for a protein of 391 amino acids. The record is from RefSeq and is a predicted model, not a curated record. The transcript is spliced from 12 exons.
AGGACCGCAUUGGCUGUUGUGUUUUUUCCAUAAGGGUCCCAAACUACACCGAGAUUUGGAAUAUUACGUUACAGUCCUGCAGGAAAAUGGCGACUGUCAUUCAUAAUCCUCUAAAAUCGCUCGGUGACCAGUUCUACAGGGAGGCCAUCGAGCACUGUCGCAGUUACAAUGCCCGUCUCUGUGCCGAGCGCAGUGUGCGUAUGCCCUUCCUGGACUCGCAAACUGGCGUGGCACAGAACAACUGCUACAUCUGGAUGGAAAAGCGACACCGCCAGCCAGGCCAGGCGGCGGGACAGAUGUAUACCUACCCUGCUCGUUGCUGGAGAAAAAAGAGGCGACUCCACCCUCCCCUCGAUCCCCAGCUCCGCCUGUGUGAGCUUCGAUUAGAAGCAGAGCUGGCCCCCAAGCGUGAGGUGCCCCCGGGGGAGGCCACAGCUUUGGAGGCCCUCCUGAGGGGGGAAAACGUACUGGAGAAAAAAAACAACAUCAAUAAAGAAGAAGAGACCUUGCUGGAAAUACAGAGAGUUCUGGAAGCAGAUGAAAACGGGGAUGGUUUCCAUGAUGACGAAGACUUUGAACUGGAAACUCCAAAGAGAAAGAACAGAAACAGAGGCAAAAACAGAGGAUCAAGUCGCAGGAGGACAGAACCUGUUAACAUCGACGACCAGGACAAACCUUACGUCUGUGACAAUAGAUACAAACAAAAGCAUAACUCAAAAAAGGCUGAAGAAGUCUGUGGAAAGCGCUACAAGAACCGACCCGGCCUGAGCUACCACUACACCCACACUCACCUGGCAGAGGAGGAGGGAGAGGAGGAAAAGGAAACAGAGAUGACCCCGUCUCCUCCACAGAGCUCUGAUCACCAUAAACCUCAGAAGGGUCCAGAUGGUGUCAUCAUCCCCAACGACUACUGUGAUUUCUGCCUCGGAGACCAGGGCUCCAACAGGAAAACAGGCCAGGCUGAGGAACUGGUGUCCUGCUCUGACUGUGGACGCUCUGGUCACCCCACAUGCCUGCAGUUCACUGAGAACAUGAUGCAGGCAGUGAGGACAUACCAGUGGCAGUGCAUCGAGUGCAAGUCUUGCAGCAUCUGUGGCACCUCAGAGAAUGAUGACCAGCUGCUGUUCUGUGAUGACUGUGACAGAGGAUACCACAUGUACUGCCUGAAGCCUCCGAUGACCCAGCCCCCUGAAGGGAGCUGGAGCUGUCAUUUGUGUCUGGACCUGUUAAAGGACAAAGCCUCAGCUUAUGGAGAAGCAUAACGCCCUGAACAUUCCUCUCAGCACACACAGUAUAUAUAUUUGUACAUGUACAUAUGACUGUUUGACAUGCCCACACACAUAAAGCUUUCUCUCAGAUAGAAUCCAGCACACACAGAUACAGACACUCUCUCUCCUCUCUCUCUCUCUCUCUCUCUGUCUCUCUCCAUCCAACACACACACAAACACACACACUCCAGUGCAUUAGCAGGCUCAGGGCAGUUUCCUGUGUGAGGCGAACAGAUCCUCUACCUCUCAUAUAGCCAAGCAACACUCCAGAUGCAAAUGCCAUCAACAUGCGAUCUCGACCGUAAGUCAGCUAACAGCAGGUCUGCCGCUCAGUCAUUUCUCUACCUCACCACUCCGCAAACGGCAAGAAGCCAAAGUAAGAUUGAUGAUGGCCAAUACUGUGUAGUACAUGUAUGUGUAUGUGAAGCACACUUUCAUUAAAACCGAACAUCUGAAAUCCCUGGAUGGCGGCAGAUGUUUUCCCCCUGAUUUCAAUGGAUUUGAGUACGAUUUGGAAGACGUUUCUCCCAGAGUAUUUGCCAAAGCUGUUUCACUUGCUCCCCUCGCUACUCAAGCUCGACAGUGGGGGAACCUGACUAAUGUUUGUUUAAAUUUCUCUUUCUAGCUCUACUCCUCUCCUUGUGUUUAGACUUUACAGUGACAUUCCUAUUUUAUAUCUGGACAGGCUCAGUGUUAUGUUAUGCCAUCUUUCACAGGUUUUGUCAAGCUUGGUGAAAUUUAUAUCCAGUGCUAAGAGGAAAUGGGGCUUUGACUAUCAUUCCUUUUGGACCGCCGUGACAUUUAUAAUCCGCGUCUGUUUUCUGUAUCCUUGCAGUUGCUAGGAUACCAUGGUGCUCAAAUGUGACACUUUAUAAACGAUAUUCCUUUACACAGAAUGAAACAUGGUAUUUAUACAUUGUUGAUUAUAGUCCAACGUUACUGUCAAGGAGAUCAUUGUUACUGUAAAUCAGUGGUUCCCAAACUUUUUCUGCCAUGCCCUCCCUUUGGAAGCCCGUCCACUCCACAAUAAUAGAUCAUUUUAAACAAGAGCUCUGUAUAAGCGUCUUAUAUAUGAAUACAAUGGCUAUGUACAUGAUACAGCUGAAACUAAAACACUGAGGCUAAAGUUGCAUAUCCAAAGUAGGUACAAGUGCAGUAAGACGGAAGUUUUUGUUUAAUUUUUUUUUUGGAAGUAGAGUGCUAAAAAAAGUUAAAGGGGCUCAUGUGUUGAGGUUUUCACAGUAGAUGUCCUAGUAUUAUAGGACAGAUGUUAAUAUAUAUGUUGAUAUAGUAGCAUCUUGGCUCCCAUUCAGUGGAUGCUCAGGUCCUGAACGGGGAUUUUUGUAACCCAUUAACCCAUAUCAUGAUAAAGUUGGAAGUUUGGAAGUAACAACUGUAAGUAGUAAGCUAGCUUUGCCGAGCAUGCUAACAUUUGCAGUUUAAAUUAGAGUUGAUUAAAAACAAGUCCUUACAAUUUCACUCUGUUUUGGUUAUGGAAAGACAGUUCCUUCAAACUCUUUCAAACUUCAAACUUCAGUGUUGCUUCUCACAAAUUCCCAAUGGGCAGUCUCACAAAACACAAACUAUGAUUGGACAGUCGCUGUUUGGGAGAGCGGUCAAUAGAUUCUUUUUAUGGCAGAUAUUUUGACUUGUCAAAGCAGGAAAAACACAGGUGUAAACAAUAACAUUAAAAAUGGCUCCAUUCCAUUAAUUGUCCCAGUAAGCAGCUACGUCAGUCAGUGAGCACGUGCUAUACCAGAGCGCUUGAACUGGCUCAUCUAAAUGGAGUGCAGCCAUCGUUAAUGUUACUAAUUCCACCUGUGUUUUUCCUGCACUGACAAGUCCAAAUGUCUGCCAUGCAAAGGGGUCUAUUAAUACUGUUAUCAGUUACGCCUGUGUUAGACAUUUUAAAAUAAUCUGCUGUGAAAAAGGUGUAUUCAACUUCUGCACUGUGGUUUCACUCAUCACCACAUUUUACCCCUCACUGAUGUGCGCCUCCUGCAGUAGCUCUGCACCCCUCCAGAGGUUUGGGAACCACUGCUGGUGCAAUGCAACAUAUGUGUUGUCAAACCUUCAUUCAUGACUAUUUUGAACAGGCAGUGUUGUGAAUCGUAUACUUUACAUGUCCCGAGGAAGCAGUAUUUAUGUGUGAGUCCAGUCUGGAAGUUGGCACAGCUUAUGUAAAGAAAAAAUGGGAACACUUUUUUUUAAAAGCAGUUAUAGCCAGAAUGUAUUCUAGACAUUCUGUUUUUGUAUGACGACAUGAGUGAGGCUGAUAUGUUAAAUUGGCUUAAAUGUAAUACUGAAACCUCCAAUGCCCCAUCAAUGUAAUGUAUUUGUACUAAGCAAAAUAAGCUCAUAAACUUUAAAAAAAAGUACUUCAGUGUGCAAGCAUCGACAGGAUAUUACAUUCUGCAUUUGUGUUUUGUUUUGUGAGUUUGUAUGUCUUGCUUUUCCACAGACAAUCAUGACCUACUGUAGCUUAGUUACAUAAUGUCAAUAACAUGCAGAGGGUUUUAUUGUGCUUUUCCAUGGCGGAUGAAAUGGCCCUCUGUGUCUUGCUUUUGAAAAUGUCUCGGAUGUCAUUCUUAUUUGAUGCCAUCACCUACAGUAAUUCCAAAUGUGUGUUGUAUUUUGUUAAGUAAAUGUUAUGUUUUGU